Saxophila tyrrhenica is the source of this 1581-nucleotide messenger RNA. RefSeq names its product Purine-cytosine permease fcy21 (gene FCY21). Bases 1 to 1581 code for a protein of 526 amino acids. The record is from RefSeq and is a predicted model, not a curated record. The transcript is spliced from 2 exons. Gene Ontology annotation, molecular function: transmembrane transporter activity. Gene Ontology annotation, cellular component: fungal-type vacuole membrane; plasma membrane. Lineage: Eukaryota; Fungi; Ascomycota; Dothideomycetes; Mycosphaerellales; Extremaceae. Gene Ontology annotation, biological process: transmembrane transport.
AUGGGUCUCAACGACACCUACGACGUCGAGAAGCGCGCGCAGAGCACGACUGCAGAGGGCUUGACGAAGCACCAUGGCAAGCUCAUGGCUGAAGACGGCGCCGUGCCGGGCGACACUUUCGAGAUCGGCGACAGCUGGUAUGCGAAGACGCAGAGGUUGGCAGGCCGAUUAAAGAUCGAGCAGCGAGGUAUUGAGAGAGUGCCUGAAGACGAGAGGGAGGACAAUGGGUUCAAAGCGCUGCUCAACACGAUGACUAUGUGGCUCUCAGCAAACAUGGUCGUCUCCUCCUUCGCCAUUGGCGUCCUCGCGCGCAGCAUCUGGUACAUGGGCGUCGCGGACGCCAUGCUCGUCGUCCUCUUCUUCAACCUCCUCGGCGUGACACCCGUCUGCUACUUCUCCACCUUCGGCCCACGCUUCGGCCUGCGCCAAAUGGUCCUCUCCCGCUUCUGGUUCGGCUGGUACGGCGUCAAGCUCAUCGCCGUCUUCAACGUCCUCGCCUGCAUCGGCUGGAGCGCCGUCAACUCCAUCGUCGGCGCCCAGCUCAUCCACACCGUCAACCCGGACGUCCCUGGUUACGCCGGCAUCCUCAUCAUCGCCUUCUGCACCUUCCUCGUCACGCUGUUCGGAUACAAAGUCGUGCACGCCUACGAGUUCUGGUCAUGGCUCCCAGCGGUAAUCAUCUUCCUCAUCACCCUCGGCGUCUUCGCACACAGCGGCGACUUCGUCGCCAUCCCAUGGGGCGUAGGCAAAGCCGAGCUCGGCUCCGUCUUAUCCUUCGGCGCGACGGUCUACGGCUUCGCGACGGGCUGGACCAGCUACGCAGCAGAUUACACCGUCUACCAACCCUCCACCCAGUCCCGGCGCAAAGUCUUCCUCUUCACCUGGCUCGGCCUCAUCAUCCCCCUCCUCUUCACCGAAAUGCUCGGCGUCGCCGUCAUGUCCGCCACCUUCCCCAACGACGGCGAUAACCGCUACCAGCGCGGCUACACCGCCUCCGGCACGGGCGGACUGCUCGGCGCGGUCCUAAUCUACCACUUGGGAACCUUCGGCAAGUUCUGCCUGGUAGUGCUAGCCCUCACGAUCAUCGCCAACAACUGCCCCAACAUCUACUCCAUCGCCCUAACCGUCCAAGUCCUCGCGCGCUGGACCGCGCGCGUGCCGCGCUUCAUCUGGACCGGCAUAGGCACGGGCGUGUACAUCGCCAUCGCCAUCCCGGGGUACUCCCACUUCGAAGAAGUCCUCGAGAACUUCAUGAAUUUCAUCGGAUACUGGCUCGCGAUCUACGAGGGCAUCUCGUUGACCGACCACUUCGUGUUCAAACGCGGUAUGUCAGGUUACAAGCCGGAGAUCUACGAGCGGCCGGAGUUGUUGCCGCCGGGGAUCGCGGCGGUGGGGGCUUUCUGUGUUGGAGUGUGCGGGAUGGUGUUGGGGAUGAGCCAAGUGUGGUUUGUAGGACCCGUGGGGUUGGCGGCGGGUGAGCAUCCGUUUGGAGGGGAUGUGGGGUUUGAGUUGGGGUUUGCGUUUGCGGCGACGAGUUAUUUGUGUUUUAGGACGGUGGAGUUGAAGUUCUUUGGCCGGUAG